ACGCGCGCUCGAUCUCGUGCCACUCUGACACUUUAUAUUUUGUGUUGUCACAGGUGUUCAACGUUACUCUGUGCAAAAUUUUCGACAAAAUAAUUAAGUUAGUCAACAAAAUUAAGUUAAGUAGCAUUGCUGAAGAAUACCGACGAGAUUUGGGUUCAACAUUAACUAAAACGUCGAUGACUAAACGCGGUUAUAUCGACUAUCACACAACGUUGUAUUUAUGCAAUAAAUUGCAAACAAACUAAAACGAAAAAGAAAACCAUCUCAAAGUCAACAACAGUUUACACCAGCCAAAACACAAGUGGUUUAUUGUACGUUAUCGGAAUGAAUUGAGAGAUGCUUCAACCACGAUGAUGACGAUGAUGGAGCUGUUGCGAUAAUGCCGGUUAAAGGGAGGGAUAAUACACAACAACAAUAAUACGAGAAUCACUAAAAUUAUCAUACGACCGACGCUGUCUUUUGUAUAUACUAUUUUCAUGCGACAAUAUACACCGAAUCGUUGAAUCGAUUGCAAGCCGUAUAAAUGUUAAUAAAAAUAGAAAGGACAGGAACUUCAAUAACUUGUAUGUACGAAGAAACCAGUACCGCAUUAUAUUUACAUUGUUAUUGUUGCUGGCAUUUAUUGUUGUCGUCGUUGUUGUAGCUGCCGGUUGUUUUAAUAGGUAUACUUACUCAAGUGGACUGUGUACAAUAUUUCGGUGAUAAACGAAAAGCAUAAGAGAGCCAAAAAAAGAAACAAAAUGCUGAUUGUGGCCGGGUUCUGUGUGUAAUCAAACGAUAGAUUAACCAUGUGAAAGUGUUUAGUGGUGUGUAAGAAACCGAAAAAAAAAAUUAUGAAAAGAAAUUUGAACAAUUGGCUGUUCAAUGUUAAUAUCUAGUGAAAAUUUAAAUAUUCAUAAAAUUAAGGCGACAUGCAAUGACAAAUGUGAUAAUUAGAAGACUAAAUACCUCGACAAAAAUAAUUAGUUUUUAACCGGCUUCGUGGUGUGUCGUUUUGAGUAAAACGAAACCAAACGGAAGGCCAUAAAGUCUCUCGUUAAACGUCUUGUGUUUUUGCAAAAAUAAUCGGAAUCGAUUGCAAAUUUUUAACUCAUCAAUGCAGACAUGACCAAUGUUAGCAUUUCGAGAAUGUUUCGUGGUAAAAUGCGUACGAAUACCUGUCGAAUCAUCUUACUCACCUCGCUGGUAUGGCUGGUGGUCGACGUUGUGCUGUUGAUGAGAUAUGCGGAUUUUUUCAACAACGUGGAUAAACGAUCCGGCGAAUAUGAUGUUGAGGUACCAAAACAUCAAAAACUAGUCCAAGAAGAGGAUGAAGAUCCAAUCGUAGACAAUAACGAAAUAGAUACAAAUAAUAAUUUAGAUAGUGAAUGGGCGUUGACGAUUCCCCGUACAUAUCGCAGUACUGAUUUGAGAAAAUGGCGGCCAGCACCGAUUGUUCCAAAUAAUUACGGACAACCUGGUGAAUUGGGCAAGCCAGUCAAAAUACCUUCAGAGCAACAUGCUCUUAUGAAAGAGAAAUUUAAGGAGAAUCAAUUUAAUUUAUUAGCUAGUGAUAUGAUAUCGUUAAACAGAUCAUUAAUUGACGUUCGGAAUCCCGAUUGUAAAUUGAAACAUUAUGCUUCCAAGCUGCCGACCACAUCCAUUGUGAUCGUAUUCCAUAACGAAGCGUGGACCACUCUAUUACGUACAGUAUGGAGUGUAAUAAAUCGGUCACCACGGCCGUUGCUGAAAGAAAUCAUUUUGGUUGACGAUGCCAGCGAAAAGGAAUACCUGGGCAGAAAGCUGGAAAAUUAUGUGAAACUGUUGCCAGUUCCUACAUUUGUUCUGCGUACCGUCAAUCGAUCCGGAUUGAUCAGAGCAAGAUUAUUGGGAGCAAAACAUGUCACGGGACAAGUGAUCACAUUUUUGGAUGCCCAUUGUGAGUGUACGGAAGGUUGGCUGGAACCGUUACUGCAACGCAUUGCACUCGAUCGUACCACGGUGGUGUGUCCGAUCAUAGACGUUAUAUCCGACGAUACAUUCGAAUAUGUGACUGCAUCCGAUCAAACAUGGGGCGGUUUCAAUUGGAAAUUGAACUUUAGAUGGUACCGAGUACCAUCUCGAGAAAUGGAACGACGGCACCAAGAUAAAACGGCACCACUUCGAUCGCCGACAAUGGCUGGUGGACUGUUUUCGAUUGACAAAGAUUUCUUCUACGAAAUCGGAUCGUAUGAUGAAGGCAUGGACAUUUGGGGUGGCGAAAAUUUGGAAAUGUCGUUCAGGGUUUGGAUGUGCGGUGGUAUCUUAGAAAUAUUGCCCUGCUCUAGGGUUGGUCAUGUGUUUCGUAAGGCUACUCCGUAUUCAUUUCCUGGUGGUACAUCGCAAAUUGUUAACCAUAAUAAUGCUCGUUUGGUUGAUGUGUGGCUAGACGAGUGGAGCGAAUUUUACUACAGUUUUAACCCAGGUGCACGAAAGGCAACUGCAGGAGAUGUGAGCGAACGAAAGGCGUUACGCGAGCGGCUGAAAUGCAAAAGUUUCCGAUGGUAUCUGGAGAACAUCUAUCCGGAAAGUCAAAUGCCAUUGGACUACUAUUUCCUCGGAGAGAUUCGAAAUGCUGAAUCUCAAAACUGUUUGGAUACAAUGGGUCACAAAUCGGGCGAGAGAGUUGGCAGCAGUUACUGUCACGGUUUGGGUGGCAAUCAAGUAUUUGCGUAUACGAAACGCCAUCAAAUCAUGUCAGACGAUAACUGCCUGGAUGCGGCUAAUUCCCGUGGUCCGGUGAAUUUAGUUCGAUGCCACGGUAUGAUGGGAAAUCAGGAAUGGAAGUAUGAUUCGGAGGACAAGACGAUAAAGCAUGUCAAUUCUGGAAAUUGCUUGACCAGACCAACGCGAGAAGACCCGAAUACACCGUUGUUGAAACCGUGCGAUUACUCGGAGGGUCAACAAUGGUUGAUGCAGUCACAAUUCAAAUGGCAAGCUAGUCGUUAAGCGAUUGCCAUUUUAUAAAAUAAUCUUUUAUCAAAAAAAAACGAACAAAUUCGUUCGGACACUACAAUCGUAGACACUGAUUGAACAAUUGUACUGAAAUCAACACACCAGACACCGAAUGGAAGAGACAAGAAUCGUUGGUAUAAUUAAUUUUUAAGGUAAACACAAAAACGAAAUUUUGAAAAUAUCGAACAAAUCUGAAGUAUCACUCGAUGAUGUUGUUGUAUUUCAUCUUUUCGAGCAGUUUUAGUCCGAACAAAUUUUAUUUUUAAUUUAUUUCUUUCUAAUCCUAUUAAACAAGAUGUGUAUACGUUGACAAAGAUGUCAUUGUACACCAUAAUCAAUGUCUUAUUUGAUUUUUCAGUAUAAUGUUGUUUUAGCUACGGCUCAAGUUUACUUUUUGACGGCACAUAUUCAAAUACUCGAUGGUCGUAUUAUGAAAUCUUCUCUCAUCCUUAAAACAUCACAGUUUCCGUUGUGGAAGGAGUUUGGUGUGCAACAAUUAAUUUUACGGGAAGUGGGUUUCACAAAUUUUGCGGGUACAUCAUUGUAAUAGAGAGGAGGGUGAAACUGUUAGCUUUCGGAAUUGUUAGGACGAAAUACGAAAAAUUCUCGAUGCAAUUCAAGAAGCCUUAACCUUAAAGGUUAAGCAUAUCAGCAGUUUUUACUAAACAGAUCUAUUACUUCAUUUGACCUGAAUAUUUUCAAUAGAUUGCUUUCAAAUCUUUUACUUCAUAUGUUUUGAACAUGCUUCUUGCUAUGUAACCGCACGUUGUCGUUUAUCCCUACCGACGUAAUUGUUAACAGAUUAUAGUCCGAAAGAUGUUAAAUCUUCCGAGACUGGCACAACCUUGUGCGGAAAUUAUUUCAGUGAAUUUGGUAACAGUUUUUCGAGAAAACUGAUCUACUAAAUAUCGGACAGUUUACGCAAGUUCCAUACCCCUGUUACACGAAAGACUCGCUCGAUUAAAAUGUACAGAAAUCGACUAUUUUGACCCUCUCGCUUCCAUAAUAAAGUUUGUGGGAAUGAGAGAUCAAUUUUAACAUUUAAUUGCGGAGUAGCGACCUAAACCAACUUCCAAAAUUAAGGAAUGGCGAAGUUCAGAAAAAAAAUCUUGCUUCUUGGCCAUGGGAAGUUCUGUUCUUGGUUCGGAAAACCAAAGACGGUGCCAUUGGAUAACUAAAAAAUUUGGAAAAGGUAAAGCGAGCGAAUUGACAUAAUGUGCCGCACAAGAAGAGACGAAAAAUUGUCGAAAAAUGUUUUUUUUUUUAAAUCGAUAAAUCUCGGAAACCUGUUAUCCACGAAAUUUUUGCAUGUUCGAACUGAUUCACCGCUCCUUCACCAUAAGCACACAAUCCUUAAAUUUAUGUAUUUGAAUAUGUGGUUGUCACAACCGUUGUUUUUUUAAAAGGCUUGACCUAUGUCGAGCUUUAGUUUUAUUUGCAUUUAGUAAUUUAUUUACAACAGAAGAGAACAUUCACUCAAUUCAAUUAUCGAAGACGGGAAGCGUGUAUUAUACAUUCGCAUUAUAGCAUAUUAUAGAUGAAUAGCACAAGAAAUAUUAGAAUUAGCCGCUGAAUAAAUGGAUAAAAAAGUAUUUUGAUCAAAUCAAAGUGAAAUAAUGAUUAGCGAGAGGAGGCGAAACAGAACAAUUUUUUUAAGAAAUAUAUUUGUUAGUCAAAAUAUUAUAUACGAAUAAAUACGUGAGAUAAGCAUAUCAACAUUUUGGUAUAGUGAGUAAAAAUGUUUUUCGUUUUUUUUUAUAAAUUAAUUUUGGUUUUGAUAGAGACACACGAUCACAGUCAGUUUAAGGAUCAACAUAUGUCGUGUCGUUGUUUUGUGUUUUUCUACGUACCAAAAUGGAAAACAUUUGUGAACAAAUUAAGGGAAAAUAUUUAAGGAAAUAAUAAAAAAAUAUCAAAAUGGCACAUAGCAAUAUCAUUCUUAUAAAGAACAAAAACAAAAAGGAAAAAAAUUUUGUUGAAAAUUUGAAGUUAAUAUUUUUGUGUUGUAAUUAAAACGGAUUUUCAUUUUAUUAUCACAAUUACGGCUGUUACAAUCUUUUCGACGCAGAACGUUAUUCUAAACAAAAAUUUGUUCAACGGUAUCUCUUAAAAAUGCGUAGAUGUUUUCAUAACAUUAUUUUGUCAAUAAUAACACCGCACCGCAUGAGCCGUUUAUACCCGUGAUAAGAAGACAUUUUUUUAGCUUGUCCAGAAUUAUUUGUUGGACCAAUUUUUUCAAUAAAAUGUCUUAAAACAAUGCAUAAUCGAUAAAAAAUCGAAUCAUUUUUGAGGCGUACCGUAAAACAAUUCUUUGCGUCGCUUAAAAGUAAGUUGUCUGGAUGCUCUAACCUAAUUAAGAGCCAUGCAAUGUAGUCUACAGUUGUGUGUUAAGAGUAAUGGAUGCGUUGUUGAAAAGCCUACAUUAAGGCGGUUUUCAAUUACUAUAUUUUUGCUACUUAAGUAUUUCAAACUAACACAUUUGUGGUGGUUAUUGUCCUUUUUCUAUCUUUAAAAAAGGAUUUUUGUAAAAAGGCAUCAGCGAAAAUACAACACGAAACGCCUAAAUAUAUCCUCUAAUUUCAGCCUCUUAAGAGCCAUCGGUACUUUGCUGAAAAGCAUACUAGGGUGAUUUUUAAGUACAGGAUUUUAAAUUCCUUUUGAUGAUGUCUUGCCAUCAGAAUCCUUUUCGAAAAAUGUACGACCGCAAUUCCGACCACGAAUGUGGUAGCUUUCAACAGCAAAUAUAUUUGGUUGUAGCAGUUUCACCGGCUCUGAGAAACGUGAACAGCUCAUAAAAAUUUCGCUAAACUGGUCACUUUUCUCAGAGCUUGUCAAAUACAACCAAACAACUACAACCAAAUAUAUUUUCUGUUGAGCGCUAACACAUUCGUGGUCGGAAUUGCGGUCGUACAUUUCUGAAAAAGGAUUGAUGGAAUGAUAUCAUCAAAAAUGAAAUAUGAGGCACACAAAUGUAGGCUACAAUUUUAGCUAAGUAUCGGUGCCUCUUAAAGUAAUUUGAUUUCGAUGGCUUCUCCGUACAAAUAUCACUUUUUGAGCAACGUAUAACGGCAGGUCCUUCCUCAAAUUGUGUUUUGUUUUCAAUGAAGAAAUGUUUCUGGCAAAUUAAUCCACUGGCGAGAUGCAAUGCCAUGUGAAUGUAAAACUUUUUAUGCUGUUCUUAGCAAGGGGUUUAAGAUACCACGGUCAUAUUUUAUAGAAGGGCCUAUUUUUGUGAAUGUCAUUCUUUCAAUCCAUGGAAUCAAAGGAAUUCUUUUUUUUUUCAUCCUUAAGAUUCUAAAAUUUUCGAAUUUACAAAUUAAGGAAUUUUUAUGAAUUUUAUGGAAAUUUAAUAAAUAAAUUCCUAAAAAUAGGACCGACGUCAGGACAGAGAAGUGUGGCAUAUUUUCUACAAAUCAAAGAAGUUUAAACAAAAAUUUACAAUUUUUAGAAUUUAAAUAAAUUUAUAGAAAUUGCCUCGGAAAUUGUCUAGACUUGCAAUUAUUUUAACGCUAAAAUGUAGGCUACAUUUCCGAAUGCUACCGAUUGCUCUUAACGUUUGCAAUUGUAACGAUGAAUUGUGGAGGCGAAACUGUACAUUUUUUUUUAAAUCGAUAAUAUGUUCGAGUAUAUUUUGGAAUAGACUUGAUUCCUUCCUAUAUGAACAAAAAUAAUAAUUUUUAGUGUAAAUAUUAAACGUAAUUUUGGAUAAGAAAUUUGAUAUUCGUAUUUAAGGUAACGUAAAUGGAAGAGAAGUGAAAAUGAUAGUAAACUCAAUUGUAAAAAGAAAAUCACAGACACAAUUAUGAAGAAUUUUUGUUUAUAAUUUAAAAAAAACUUUUUUUGUUUUUCAAAGUCGAAAUAUUUAUUUAAAGAAUGCAGAAAAUGGAGGC
Bradysia coprophila is the source of this 6863-nucleotide messenger RNA. It is a transcript of the gene Pgant5, whose product is annotated as polypeptide N-acetylgalactosaminyltransferase 5. Gene Ontology annotation, molecular function: polypeptide N-acetylgalactosaminyltransferase activity. Gene Ontology annotation, cellular component: Golgi apparatus. Lineage: Eukaryota; Metazoa; Arthropoda; Insecta; Diptera; Sciaridae. Gene Ontology annotation, biological process: protein O-linked glycosylation. The record is from RefSeq and is a predicted model, not a curated record.